AUGCAACAGGAAAUUAAAUAUCCUGAUAUUUUUGGUCAAACUAUACAAGGUCAAAAAGUUAUUGAUAACUUUGGAAAUGGAACAUUUAAUGAAAUUAUGAAAAGUUUAGGUGAAAGUUUUAAAAUUGAAGAUAUUGAGAAGUAUUGUCUUCGUGUAAAAAAAGGACAACCACCAUAUUGUUGUUUUGAGUAUUUAGAUGAAGAUUCAUAUGGAAAAACAAAUGUUGGAAUAAAUGAUUUGAUUGAAAUUGUUUAUCAUCCUACGAUUUGUGCAAAAAUUAUUAGUGAAUUAUUAGAACAAAAAACAGGAGAAGAGUUAAAACAAAUAUUAUUUAAAAUCAAAAUGGUAUUAGAUGAUCCAUAUGUUGCAAGUGAAUUUAUUGAACAAGAUGGAAUUGAAAAUAUACUUAAUAUUACAAUGAAUAAUCAUGGUAAUAUUCAAAAUUAUGCAAUGCAAUUAUUAAGGAAAUUAAUGGGAUAUAAUAAUGGUAUGGAUAGAAUUGUUAAAAAUGAAGAUUUAGUUGAAUUAUUAUAUUCAUUGAUUGAUCCUACUAUUCCUACUUCAGUUUCAAAACAAGCAAUUGAAUUAGUUUUUGUAUUAUGUGCAUUUGAUGGAUUCUUUUCUUUUAUGUGUGCUGCAAAAAAUUAUGCAAAAACAAAUUCAAUAAAAAUAUUUAAUAAUAUUAUUAAAAUGCUUGAAAUUGAUGAAAUUGAUGUUCAAUUAAAUGCAUUAACAUUAAUUACAACUAUGCUUGAAGCUGCUCCAUCAGUUGAAAAUAAAAAUCAAAUAAUUCGAGACUUAAAAGAACAAGGAAUUGAUAAUAUUAUUAAAAAAAUGUUAACAAAAUGUAAAGUUGAUGAUUUAAAAAAGAAAUUAAAAGAAGUAAAAACUAUUCUUUCAGUAAAACUUCCAGUUGGUCCUAUUGAUUAUCAAACUUUAUAUAUCGAAGAAAAGAAAAAAACUACUGAAAUGGAAGAAAAAAUUGCUAAAAAUGAUCAAAUUCUUCAUGAUACUUUACAAGAACUUGAUUUACUUAAAGAUGAAAAAAAUAAAAUGGAAAAAGAAUAUAAAGAAUUAAAAGGAAAAUAUGAUAAAGAAGUUAGUGCUGCUGCAAGUGCUCAAGCUAAACUUGAUAUUAUGGGAUCUAAAGGUUCUCAAUUUACUAAUAAUGUUGAUCAAUUAAAAAUUGAAUUAAGAAAAUAUAAAAGAAUGUAUGAUAGUUUAAAACCAAAUGAAUUAAAAUUAGAAUAUGAUUGUGUUGAUUUAAAAAGUAAAAUUAAAGAAUUAAUGACUGAAAUUACUUCUAUAAAAAAGGAAAAUGAUUCUUUAAAAGAAAAUUUGAAUUUAAAACAAUCUUUACAAAGUACUUCUUCUGAUCUUCCUCCUCCACCUCCUACUUUUGAUAUGUCAACUUUACAAGUACCUUCUAAUGAUCCUAAUUCUUCUUUACCACAACCUCCUUCUAUUCCUACUCCUUCACAACAAUCUUCAUCUUCUCUACCAGCACCUCCCCCUCCUGGAACACAACCUAUUCCAGGAGUACCUCCCCCUCCUCCAGGAGUUCCAGGUGCUACAGGAGUACCACCUCCCCCACCUCCUCCUGGAAUGCCAGGAGCACCCCCACCACCACCUCCUAUGGGUAAAGGUAUGCCACCCCCACCUGGACUUGCUCCUGCACAAACUAAAUUAAAUAAGAAAGUUAUUAAACCAGCAGAAAAAUUACGACCAUUAUAUUGGAAUCGUAUUGUUAUUGAUAUGAAUAGUGACAAAUCAAUAUGGAGAGAAAUUAAAGAAGUAAGAGUAGAUGAAAAAGAAAUUAUUGAAAUGUUUAAACAAAAGAAAAACACUACUGCACAUAUUGGAAAUAAUGAUGAAAAUAAAAGUAUUGGAGGAAAUAAUAAAAAUAAAAAAGAAUAUACAAGAUUAUUAGAUGAUAAAAGAUAUAAUCAACUUGGUAUUAUUAAGAGUAGAUUACCAAAAGAACCUGUUCUUAAUUCAGCAAUUAAAGAAUUAAAUUCUAAUAUUUUAAAUCCAGACUUAUUAAAAACAGUUAAAGACUCAUUAUUAACAAGUGAAGAAAUAGCAUUAUUUGCAGAUGCAAAUAAAAAUGAAAUAGAUCCAGUAGAAUUAUUCUUUUAUAAUAUUUCUAGUAUUCAUGGAGUUAAAGAACGAUUAACAUCAUGGGAAUUUAUUCAAACAUUACCAGAAAAAAUUGAAGAAUAUCCAGAACAACUUAAUAAAGUAGAAGCAGGAAUUAAAGCAUUAAAAGAAAGUUUUGCAUAUAAAAAAUUCCUUGGAAUAGUUGUUAGUCUUGGAAAUUAUUUAAAUGGAGGAAAUCAAACAAGAGGACAAGCUGAUGGAUUUAAUAUUGAAUUUCUUUUAAAAUUAAAAGAUGUUAAAGAUAAUAAUGGAACAAGUAAUUUAUUAGAAUAUUCAUUAAAACAAAUGACUAGAAUGGAAGAUCUUCCUGAACAAUUAGCACCUGUUAAAAGUGCAGCAAUUGAUUUAAAAGGAUUAUUAGCAGGAAUUAGAAGUGUUAAUAAAGAAAUGGAAGGAGUUAAAAAUAUGAUUGCUAAAAUAGUUGAUGCAAAUGAUAAAGCAAUGAAAAACCUUGUUUCUCAAUUAAAAACACAAGAAACUAAAGUCACUGAAUUAUUAAAUCGAGCAAUUACUUUAGAAGAAAAAACAAAAGAAAUUAUUAUUUGGACAACUGGAAAUCCUUCUGAUGCAAAUAAAAUGACUACAGAAGAUUUCUUUGGAUUAUUUAAACAAUUCAUUUUAACUGUUGAAUCUUCUAUUAAAAAAAUGAAACAACCUACAGAAUCUCCUAAAACUUUGAAAGUAGUUAAUAAAUCAAAUAUUGGAACUAAAGUUGCUGAUGGAGAAGAUCCUAUGGCUGUUUUAAUUGCUAAAAUUAAGGCUGGAGGUGUUAAAUCACAAUUAAAACCAAUUAAAUAA
Messenger RNA from Entamoeba nuttalli P19, 2958 nucleotides. Its product is annotated as formin 2 family protein. Lineage: Eukaryota; Evosea; Mastigamoebida; Endamoebidae. Gene Ontology annotation, biological process: cortical actin cytoskeleton organization; actin filament network formation. Bases 1 to 2958 code for a protein of 985 amino acids. Gene Ontology annotation, cellular component: cytoplasm; cytoskeleton. The transcript has a single exon. Gene Ontology annotation, molecular function: actin filament binding. The record is from RefSeq and is a predicted model, not a curated record.